GCAUGACUUGAACCUCAGAGGAUAUUCUGCCCAAUCGUCUUAGACUUCACAUGGCGUAUGUCAAUACUUAUCAACCCCCUCCUCCCCCGAAGCCUGCUUACGGACUUCAUGGCCCCGUCCCCUAUGACAUCAACGUUGCCUUUCCGCUCGACUUCACUCAGCUGGAGACCCCCCGUCUGAAGCUAGUACCGUUCAUUCCAUCCAUUCAUGCCGCAAAAUACCAUACAGCCAUCCCAGACCCUGCACACUUCUAUCGUUACUACCCCUUUCCUGGCAUAGAAGAUCCAGAGUCAUAUCUGCUGUUCAUGGACGCCUUCGUGCGCCAGAACCCGUACAGUGUGCUCUUCGCGAUCAUCGACACGACGACCCCAGACCCGGACCGUCCGGAGUGGGGAGGGGUGCUUGCAGGGACAAUUGCACUCCUGGGUUAUUCACCGACGAACCUAUCAGUGGAGAUUGGGGUGCUGUGUAUUCUGCCCGCGUUUCAGCGGACACAUGUCGCGACGCAUGCAGUAGGGACACUCCUCAAGUACUGCCUUACCAUGCCCUGUACAUCCCAGUCUGAAUCUGGGUUGGGCUUGAGAAGAGUGCAUUGGUAUGCGCAUCCGGAUAAUGAGCCGUCCCUGAGACUUGCAGCUCGCAUGGGGCUCAAACGCGAAGGGACUCUGAGAUGGGCAUGGGUGUUGCCUGUCGGGAAGCUACUGGGAAAGACACCUAGGAAAAACGAUUUGCAGGAAGGACCUGGCAGAGACACUGCAAUUAUGGCUAUUUCGUGGGAAGACUGGGAGGACGGGGCAAGAGAACUUGUGACAACACAAAUGGCUCGGACGGAAUAA
Suillus clintonianus is the source of this 836-nucleotide messenger RNA. RefSeq names its product acyl-CoA N-acyltransferase. The record is from RefSeq and is a predicted model, not a curated record. Lineage: Eukaryota; Fungi; Basidiomycota; Agaricomycetes; Boletales; Suillaceae. Bases 51 to 836 code for a protein of 261 amino acids. The transcript has a single exon. Gene Ontology annotation, molecular function: protein-N-terminal-alanine acetyltransferase activity; protein N-terminal-serine acetyltransferase activity.